CGCCAAAACAAUUCCUUUUCAAUGCAGCCGAUUCCCAUCAAGAUACUUGCCACAAUAGUGGCUGUGUUCGCCCCCCCGCCCUGCGUGUCGGCCUACCCCCAGUCAGUGCUGGUCUCCUACUUCGAGUAUUGGCGGAGCGAUGCCGACAUCAGCCCCCCAGCCCUGGGCCUGGAUGACGACUGCACUGUGCUGGGCAUGAUCCCCGGCAAAGACACGAUCUGCAUCGAUUUGGAUGGAUACGCCGAGGAGACGCUGGCGCUGACCUGUCUCAACUCGCCUUUGUGCUGUGUGGAGGGGCAGCCGCGCUGCGGGUGUGGGCCACGGCUGUGGCAGACGCGCGUCAGUGGUACGUAUGCAUCGACUCGACGUACUUACGGCCACACACACACGUGUCACCUCUGAAAGUGCGAAGCAGGCAGUGUGACCUCUGUGAAUGCAUCAUUGACUGCAAUGCAUGCAGUGUCGCCGGGCGGCAAUCCUGACCCAGACGAUGACGACCAGGAAGAGCAGGUAGGUGGGAGACAGCUCAGCUGAACUCAAGAGGGGGAAGGAAUGCCCUUCUGACUCACUUGGUCUGUCUGUCCGUCUGGCUGUCUGUCUGGCUGGCUGCCUGUCUGUGUGUGUGGUGCACCCAGCCGAGUUGGCACACGAACCAGAAGCAUCUGCUGAGGACGGUUUACGACCACCUGCACGACCACCCGGGGCUGCCUCAAGGCAAUCAAUACUCCCAUCCAUGACAGACAUGGAGCAAAUGAGAGACAGAGAGACAUCUGACUGUCUUGUCUGUUGGGGGGUGUGUCUGUGUUGGUUGGCAGGCAUGGACUUGUCAGAGUUCCUGCGCAACCGGCACGAGUCGUCCCACUACGGCAGCACAUUCAAUGACACUGUCUCCAUCUUCACCUCCAGAGGAGGUAGGUGUAUAUUACCCCCCCACACAACCCAACACCCUCAACUCACGCAUCUCUCUCUCUGUGCGCGUGUGUGUGUGUGCGGCAGGUCUGACUCCUCUGCUUGCGUGUUCGUUCGCCCCCUACAGGGACGUGUGUGUGCAGGGCUUCAGGGACGGGCCGGCCACGCAGCAGCACGUAUGGAUACUGCGGGCGGUGCAGGACUUCCCCUGCUACCAGGACUCAUACACCUUCGGCUUCUGACUGGGCCAUGCAUAUAUGGCAUAUAAUGCUAGCUACUGUGGCUGGCUGGCUGCAUCAAUGCCAUUGCAAUGUGUGUGUGGACGAAUGAAUGAUGGACAUUUGAAUUGAACGGGUCGAUGUAUAGG
Molecule: messenger RNA, 1276 nt
Organism: Vitrella brassicaformis
Lineage: Eukaryota; Vitrellaceae
Source: the annotation of a GenBank genome assembly